Molecule: messenger RNA, 4801 nt
Organism: Camelus dromedarius (Arabian camel)
Lineage: Eukaryota; Metazoa; Chordata; Mammalia; Artiodactyla; Camelidae
Gene: FBXO10
Product: F-box protein 10
Exons: 11
Coding region: 190-3102 (970 amino acids)
Biological process (GO): ubiquitin-dependent protein catabolic process; regulation of apoptotic process
Molecular function (GO): protein binding
Source: RefSeq, a predicted model, not a curated record
GGGCUACGCAGCCUUAAUCGUCCUUCCAGCAGCUCGACUUCACAGCGUCUGAAGACUCAUCCGUCCCCCUAGCGUCUCCCUUUCCCACCCUCUCUGCAGAGACCCCUCAGAGUUCCCUUCGACGGCGGGGGUCCGGAAGCCCAGCCGCGGCGCGUGCCCGCGCUCCGGGCAUCUCGGGCCCCGCGCAUCAUGUGGCGGCGCCCGCCCCCUCCUCCCCACCACCGGCUCGUCUCUCAGGUGACCAUGGAGGCCGGCGGCCUCCCUCUGGAGCUGUGGCGCAUGAUCUUGGGCUACCUGCACCUUCCCGACCUGGGCCGCUGCAGCCUGGUGUGCAGGGCCUGGCAUGACCUGAUCCUCAGUCUCGACAGAACUCGCUGGCGGCAGCUGUGUCUAGGCUGCAUCGAGUGCCGCCACCCCAACUGGCCCAACCAGCCUGAUGUGGAGCCCGAGUCUUGGAGGGAGGCCUUCAAGCAGCAUUACCUUGCCUCCAAGACGUGGACGAAGAAUGCCGCGAUCUUGGAGACCUCUGUCUGCUUUUCACUGUUUCGCCGGAGGAGGACGCGCCGUACCCUGAGUGUCGGGCCAGGCCAUGAGUUUCACAGCCUAGGCAGUGCCCUGGCCAUGGCCAGCCUAUUUGACCGCAUCCUGCUGUUCCCAGGUAUGCAUGAGGAGCAAGGUGAAGUCAUCCUGAAGGUGCCCGUGGAGAUCGUAGGCCACGGAAAGUUGGGCGAGGUGGCCCUGCUAGCCAGCAUUGACCAGCAGUGCUCCACCAUGCAUCUGUGCAACCUCGUCUUCAUGCCGGCCUGGUUCUCACCCUUCAUGUUUAAGACAACUUCGGGUCAUGUCCAGUUUGACAACUGCAACUUUGAGAAUGGGCACAUCCAGGUCCAUGGCCCAGGCACCUGCCAAAUGAAGUUUUGUUCCUUCAAAAACACCCAUGUCUUUCUGCACAAUGUGCCGCUGUGUGUCCUGGAAAACUGUGAAUUUGUGGGCAGUGAAAACAACUCUGUGACUGUUGAGGGCCAUCCGUCCUCAGAAAAGAACUGGGCCUACGCGUAUCUCUUAGGGCUUAUCAAGUCCUCUCCCAGCGUGCUCCCCACAGAGGACUCUGACUCUUUAAUGUCCCUGGACCUGGAGAGCAGGGACCAGGCCUGGAGCCCGAGGACCUGUGGCAUUGUCAUUGAGGGCAGCCAGAGUCCUACCAGCCCAGCCUCUAGCUCCCCUAAGGCUGGCUCACAGGAGGCGGAGGUGGGCAGUGAUGGGGAAAGGGUGGCCCGGACCCCAGACAGCAGCGACGGAGGCCUGAGUCCCAGCGGUGAGGAUGAGGAUGAGGACCAGCUCACGUACAGACUGUCCUACCAGGUGCAGGGCCCGCGGCCGGUCCUGGGGGGCUCCUUUUUGGGCCCCCCUCUGCCGGGAGCAUCCAUCCAGCUGCCCAGCUGCCUGGUGCUGAACUCACUGCAGCAGGAGCUACAGAAGGACAGGGAGGCGAUGGCACUGGCCAGCUCCGUGCAGGGCUGCCUCAUCCGCAAGUGCCUCUUCCGGGACGGGAAGGGAGGCGUCUUCGUUUGCUCCUACGGCCGAGCCAAGAUGGAAGGAAACGUCUUCCGGAACCUGACUUACGCGGUGCGGUGUAUACACAAUAGCAAGAUCAUCAUGCUCAGAAACCACAUUCACCACUGCAGAGCAUCAGGCAUCUUUCUUCGCUUGGAGGGCGGAGGCCUAAUCGCCGGCAACAACAUUUACCACAACGCAGAGGCUGGCGUCGACAUCCGGAAAAAGUCCAACCCUCUCAUUCUGUGUAACCAGAUCCACCACGGCCUUCGCUCUGGCAUUGUUGUCCUUGGCAAUGGGAAAGGCAUCAUCCGGAACAAUCAAAUCUUUUCAAAUAAGGAGGCUGGCAUUUAUAUUCUGUACCACGGAAAUCCGGUUGUCAGCCAGAACCACAUUUUCAGGGGCCAUGCGGCUGGCAUAGCUGUGAACGAGAAUGGCAGAGGCCUCAUCACAGAAAAUGUCAUCCGAGAGAAUCAGUGGGGAGGUGUGGACAUCCGCCGUGGAGGGGUCCCUGUCCUUAGGAGCAACCUCAUCUGCUUUGGCUACUCAGACGGCGUGGUCGUGGGGGACGAAGGCAAAGGCCUGAUAGAAGGAAACACCAUCUACGCUAAUAAGGGCUGUGGUGUGUGGAUGAUGUCGUCCAGCCUGCCCCACGUCACCAGCAACCACGUCAGCUACAAUGGCCUGUACGGAGUGGCCGUGUUCAGCCAGAAGGACGGCUCUGGGGAGUUCCCUGGGGGCCACGGGGCCCAGGAGAGCUUCAGUGAGGACGGGGACGCCAUCCUGUGGGAGACGGAGCUGGAGAAGGAUGAGGACCCGCUGCGCCGGCCGGUCACCGUCGCUCUGGUCGAGUCCAACAGUGUGAAUCAUAAUGGAGCCUCAGGACUCUAUGUCCAGAGUAGUGAGGCGCUGCAUGUCAUCACCAACGUGAUCCACGCUAACGGGGACAGAGGCAUCACUGUGGCCCAGAGCAGCCAGCUCACCCGUGUGGCCAACAACAGCAUCUCCUGCAACCGCCAGAGUGGGGUCAAGGUCGAGGCGCAGUGCAAGGUGGAGCUCCGGGGCAACGGUAUCUAUGACAACAGAGGCCAUGGCAUCAUCACCAAGGGUGACAGCACUGUCGUCAUUGAAAAUGACAUCAUUGGCAACCGGGGCAGCGGGCUGCAGCUCCUGCCCAUGUCCGACACGAAGGUAAUAAAGAACCGGAUCCACUCAUUCCGGGCCUAUGGCAUUGCAGUGCAAGGCCGCGCCAAGGCUCUGGUGCAGGAGAACAUCAUCUUCCAGGGCAAGACCAACAAGACCAUCUUUCAGCAGAUCUCAAACAACCGAGAAUGCAUCAUGCAAAACAACAAGUUCUUGGUCUUCAAGAAAAAGUCUGACACGUGGCGCCUGGCGAACCCACCUGCACGGCCUCACCUUGAAAACUCUCUCCGAGGACCCUCUGCUGCUCAUGGUGGGCAGAAGGUGACAGCCAUGGCGACCAGGAUCACAGCCCAUGUGGAAGGUGGUUACCACAGCAAACGCAGCAUCUUCUGCACUAUCCUGUGAGCAGGCAGAGCCACGGAGUGGGGCGGCUGGGGGCGGUCUGAAGACGUGGGGAAGCCACGUACGCUGCUCUCAGGCUCAGCCCUGCCCAGCCGAGCUAAGUGGAGUGCAGCCUUCGGGAUGAAGAAGUCGUGCUUAUGAAGGCUCCAGGCCCCUCUCUGUCUUCUUACCACCUCCCUGAAAAAAACAAGCUCCCAAGCCUUCUGGGGACUAAGAACAAGGUACCUACAAAACACUUUAAUUCUACAACCCUCAGCAGGAAGGAACUUGGAAUUAUUUUUCAGAAAGAAAAAGGGAACAGAGUUGGGUGGGUUUCCAGUCCCUCGAGCUCUUGUAGAGAUUAUGAAGAGUUGCAAAAAAUCAAUACUGAAACUUUGGUCAGGGUUUGUGUAUUUGAGUUACAGGGAACUGCGUUUUACACACACCAAACCCAGACUCUUCUCAGGGAAGAAAAGAUUUACUUCUAAGGAUGGGAGGUGAUUCUAGUGAGAUGGAAAGAGACAACUGCCCCAGAAUUUUCCCCUUUCCUAGACCCUCCAGGGACACUGCCACACCCUCCCUGCUGCCUGGGGAGGCUGGAGUUGGGUUCGGUUCCUUUAAGGACACAGUUCUCCUGGACAUGGACCUGUGAGGGAGGAAGGGGACUGGGAUACGGAACCCCUCCUGAGAGGCUGCCCAGGGAUGAUAGGGGUGUGCUGGGAACAGGAGGGGGCGUGUGGAGGUUUCCUUCGAGUGGCUCGGGUGUGCAGGCAGGUGCUGGGCUGGACAGCGCAGGGAACCUACCCUCAAGUUGCUCCAAACUCAGGAGGAUGUUCGUCAGCUCAGUGCCUGCUGCACGUACAGGGAGGGUUCAAAUCCCACAAACACACUGAGACCAGCCGCCCUUCCUGAGCACCAGACUGGUGGAGAUGGAGGUGCCUAGGGCCCCCAUCUGUGUCCAUGUUCUCAUGGAGACCACCUGCCUUUACUGACCCGACCGUGGUUUCCCACUCUGUGCCUUGGGUCAUGCUCUCCCCUCCUUGCAGGCUGCACCCACCCUGGUCCCACCCACUCCUCCAGGUUUGGCUCAGGCACUGCCAUCUCCACAGAGCACACCCCGCCCCCCACAUGGCAGUGCUCUGUCCCCUCUGAGCCUUCUCUGCCCCCACACUGUACAUGCUGCCUUGCUUAGGUGUUGUCCCACUCACCUGCCUGUGAGCUUCCUGAGGGUCAUGGUCUGUGUCCCUAGUCCCCAACCCAGGGUCAGUAGCCUGAGUGAAGAGGAAGGCCGGCUCCCCAAGGGCUGUGCUGAACCCAACUGUGAGUAUGUCGGUUCCAGAGCCAGGCAGGCUCAGCCUGAACAGUCACCCCCUCCCCAACCCGGCCCUUCAUGCAGGGCCUUCACCAGCCUGGUAGGUUCAUUGUUGUGCACCUCAGAUGGCUUCCCAGGCUGGUUCUGUUGGGCCCCCGGUGCUGCUCUCCCGGGUGGGCAGGGUGGGGGCUGGAGGGAGCUAGGAGAGCUGGCUUCUCCCUGAGGACUUGGGGCACAAGAGCGUGGGCCCCUCCUAUCCCCAGCACUGUCCUUUGCCCUUACUCUGACCCCAGUGUGAGUCGCUGUGCAAAAUGCUGCCUUUUAUUUUGUAAGAAAUGACUUUUCUGUGCACCAAGUGCUUAUGAAAAUCUCAGCAACCAAAAUAAAGCUCUAUAUUUUAAAAGAGGCACU